CAAAACCCUACCUAGAAUAAACCCCGUCGUCGGCCUCUGCUGGUUUUUCCUCCGCCGUUAUCACCCGAGUUGAGCUUCUACAAUGGGUCGCAAACUCAAAGAAUCCUCCGCCGCCAUCGGCGAGGCAGAACUGCAACAGGCCCAACCUCUCCACGAAGCCAAAGCCGAGAGGAAGAAGAAGAAGAAGAAGCAGAAAAACAAAGACGAAGAAGAAGCCCAUCCCAGCCCCAACCCCAAGAGAAAGCUCGAAGACAUUGCUCCUCAGGAAGAAGACUCAGAUUCUAUUGUCAAAAAGAAGAAGAAGAAGAAGAAGAAGAAGCACAAGAAAUCCAAAGACAAGGAGGAAGAACCCGAAAAUAAUCAGGAGCCACAGGAAAAUGGCCAUGCCGACGAAGGUGAAUCUGGAGACGCGGCUGUGGUGGUUAGUGGGAAGGAUUCGAAGGAAGCCAAAUACAAGCCACUGACUUCCUUUGCAGAAUCGAAGCUUCCUAGUGAGGUUUUACAAUGCUGUCAGAAUUUCAACAGUCCAUCUCCGAUUCAAUCCCGGGCCUGGCCGUUCUUAUUGGACGGUCGCGAUUUUAUUGGGAUUGCAAAAACCGGGUCAGGCAAGACUUUGGCUUUUGGAAUACCCGCUAUUAUGCAGGUUUUGAACAAGAGGAAGGGUAAGUUUUCGAGGGGACGAACUCCUCUUUGCCUUGCGCUUGCACCUACAAGGGAGCUAGCUCAACAAAUUUCAGAUGUUUUGUUCGAGGCUGGGAAACCUUGUGGUGUGGUAUCAGUUUGUUUGUUCGGAGGAGCAUCCAAGGGACCCCAAAUAUCUAUGUUGAAGUCUGGUGUUGACAUCGUCAUUGGAACUCCUGGUCGUCUAAAGGAUCUCAUUGAAAAUAAGGAUUGUUGCCUGAAGGAAGUAUCUUUUACGGUCCUUGAUGAAGCAGAUCGAAUGCUAGACUUGGGAUUUGAACCAGAAGUUCGCUAUAUAUUGGGCCAGACAUGCUCUGCUCGGCAAAUGGUAAUGUUCAGUGCUACAUGGCCUCCAUCAGUUCAUCAAUUAGCUCAGGAAUUCAUGGAUCCUAAUCCUGUUAAGGUAGUUGUUGGAUCAGAGGAUUUAGCUGCCAACCAUGAUGUUAUGCAGAUAGUUGAGGUCUUGGAUGAUCAUUCACGUAAUGGGCGCUUGGUUGCAUUGCUAGAAAAAUACCACAAAUCCCAAGAGAACAGAGUUUUGAUUUUUGUCUUGUACAAAGCGGAAGCCCCUCGCCUUGAGAAUAUGCUGCACAAAGGGGGUUGGAAAGCUGUUUCUAUACAUGGUGAUAAGGCACAAAGUGAGCGUACAAAGGCACUCUCUCUGUUCAAGAAGGGAAGCUGCCCCUUGAUGAUAGCUACUGAUGUGGCUGCUCGUGGAUUGGAUAUUCCAGACGUUGAAGUAGUGAUCAACUAUAGUUUUCCCCUCACUACUGAGGAUUAUGUCCACCGAAUUGGGCGGACUGGACGGGCUGGAAAGAAGGGCGUUGCUCAUACUUUUUUCACACAUCACAACAAGGGACUUGCGGGGGAGCUGGUCAAUGUUCUCAGAGAAGCCAAGCAAAAUGUGCCAGAAGCCUUGUUGAAAUUUGGCACCCAUGUUAAGAAGAAGGAGUCCAAACUUUACGGGGCUCACUUCAAAGAGAUUCCUGCCGAUGCUCCAAAGUCUCAAAAAAUCACCUUCAACUCUGACGAUGAAGAUUAGUUCUUUUUGCAAUUAUGAAAACAUUUGUUACUCGAGCAGUAAAACGCCCAAAGUUGGCUGUGGGAAUUAGUUCUUAUUGUAAUUUACGCAAAUUUUGUUGUCCUUUUUUUGUUUUGUUUUCCCCCUCGAUUGUAUUACAUGGAUUCUCAAUGAUUAUUUACUUUGGAUUUUCAUAUUACCUUAAAACUUAUAGCAUUUUACGUU
Molecule: messenger RNA, 1927 nt
Organism: Malus domestica (apple)
Lineage: Eukaryota; Viridiplantae; Streptophyta; Magnoliopsida; Rosales; Rosaceae
Product: DEAD-box ATP-dependent RNA helicase 5-like
Biological process (GO): rRNA processing
Cellular component (GO): nucleolus
Molecular function (GO): ATP binding; RNA helicase activity; RNA binding
Source: RefSeq, a predicted model, not a curated record